CUGGAGGCAGGACCCCGGCUCGGCUGAAGAGUUUUUCAGGUUAAUUCCGCGCCUGCGCACAAUUCCCCACUGGACUUUUCGGCGAUACGGUUUGUUUGUUUGGCGGAGCUGCGAGUUUGUGGACUCGAAAGAAAGAAGGUUUAUCCGGUUUCUGCUUCAUCUGACCCCCAGGUUGUGGUGAUGGACCCGCGGAAAGUAGCCGAGCUGAAGGGCUUUGUGCAGCUGUGUAAGGAGAACCCAGAUGUUCUGCACCUGCCCGAGAUGGAGUUUUUCCGAAUCUGGCUGCAAGGACUGGGAGCAACUAUUCCAUCACCACCUAAAAACUCUGGCUGCAAGGGAAGCUGUCCAUGUGAUGCAGCCCCGCCUCCUAAAGCAGCCCCGCCCCCUCAGGCAGAGCCGGCACCGCUCUCCGAGAGUGAGGAGAGUGAAUUAGAGAUCGACAACGAUGGAGUGAUUGACCCAGACAUGGACGAGGGCCAGGAGAUGGGCGACUACGAGAACCUGGAGGUGACUGAGGAGAUGAUGGACCAGGCCAAUGAGAAGAAGAUGGAGGCUAUCGGUGCUCUGGGAGAGGGAGAGCUGCAGAAAGCUCUGGAUCUUUUCACUGAAGCCAUCAAACUGAAUCCACGAUCAGCUAUCAUCUACGCCAAGAGAGCCAGCGUGUACAUCAGGAUGCAGAAGCCGAACGCUGCGAUUCGAGACUGUGACCGAGCGAUAGAUAUAAACCCCGACUCAGCACAGCCGUAUAAGUGGAGAGGGAAAGCGCACAGGUUACUCGGGCACUGGGAGGAAGCAGCUAGAGAUUUAGCCACAGCCUGUAAACUGGACUAUGAUGAAGAUACCAGUGCCAUGCUGAAGGAGGUUCAACCCAAAGCCAAUAAAAUCCAGGAGCACCGGCGUAAAUAUGAGCGUAAACGAGAGGAACGAGAGAUCAAAGAGAGGCAGGAACGGGUGAAGAAAGCGAGAGAGGAGCACGAGCGAGCACAGAGGGAGCAGGAAGCCAGGCAGCAAGCAGCGGGCGGAGCACAAGGAGGCUUCCCAGGAUUCCCAGGGGCCGGAGGUUUUCCAGGUGGCGCUCCGUUCGGAAUGCCCGGCCUGCAGGAGCUCUUUAACGACCCCGAGGUGCUCAUGGCCAUGAAGGACCCUGAAGUUAUGGCAGCCUUCCAGGAUGUGGCUCAGAAUCCAGCAAACAUCUCCAAGUACCAGGGAAACCCCAAGAUCAUGGCGCUCAUUAACAAGCUGAGCUCCAAGUUCAGCGGCCCGCAGGCCUAAUCAGCUCAACUACAUGUGUUUAGUGAUGAGGUCAAUGCUCUGAAAUAGCACCUCCUUCCUUCCCCCUCUCUCUCUCUGAUUUUAUUUCUUCCUCUGCACUAACACAGGUGUUGAGUUUAUCUCGAGGUGAAAUGAAUGUGUAGUAAAUGCUGUUUAACUCAUGGGGCUGUUUAAGAGCAUUGAAACACCACCAUGAAGGAGUUAGAGGUAUGAAACAACUACCACCUGUAAAAGGUAAAGGGGGUGUGGUCUGUUUAAACACUUUCUGGAACAGUCCUGCAUCACACUGUAAACCGAAUGGAUUGGUUUUGAAGCAGUCUAAUAAUUUAUUUGGACUGAUUUUAAACAUCUAGGCUUCUUUCCACAAGUCCACCGUUACGUACUAAAACCCAAACACAGGUGGAGAUUUUAAAAGUUAAACUGAUCAUUCCAUCUAAUCAGGGCUCAACAAGUCUUCUGGAUUUUAUUUUAUUCUGUCUAAAAAUAAAGCAGGAAAAUCCUACAGCAAAAUUUGUUUUUGGCCCAGGCUUGGAUCUUCUCUAACUCGGACAGCUCUGAACAAUGAAUUCAAUCAAUAAAGGCUUUGGUUGUUGCA
Messenger RNA from Neoarius graeffei (lesser salmon catfish), 1867 nucleotides. RefSeq names its product ST13 Hsp70 interacting protein (gene st13). The coding region runs from base 181 to 1272 and encodes 363 amino acids. Lineage: Eukaryota; Metazoa; Chordata; Actinopteri; Siluriformes; Ariidae. The transcript has 13 exons. Gene Ontology annotation, molecular function: protein dimerization activity; Hsp70 protein binding. The record is from RefSeq and is a predicted model, not a curated record.